AUGGCAGCGGUGGGGCCGCAGCCCGCGCCGGGCCCCGCGGCGGGGCCGCAGCCGGGGGCCGAGGAGAUCGACAUGUCCCUGGAUGACAUCAUAAAGCGCCAGAGGAAAGAGCAGACAGAUGCCAGCACCGCGGGCGACAGCAGAAGGCAGCAGGUCAAGAACAGAAGUUCAGCCUCCGGGUAUGGGCGGCCCCGAUACGGCGCCUGGAAGCAGAGGAAUUUGCAAGGACCUAACCGUUUCAGAAGAGGCUUUGGACAGCAACAGUUCAAUCGGAGACAAUUCAGGAAUACUUUGCCUGGUCGCAAGAGAAGAGCAGCUGCUGCAUUCGAUGGAAUGAGCCCUUUAAAUCGCCAGGCAUCGGCUCAGGAGGGCAACAAGAAGAGCAAUGUUUUUGCCAAAAGCAGCAGUGGGCAGCAGGAGGAGCAGCCACAGCCAUCUCCAGGCCCCAAGAGAUUCAGAACAGAUGCUGCCAGCAUCCGUGCCCCAGGGAGAAGGCCUUUCCUGCUGAACAGGGGACCAGUGUUCCAGCAGAAGCGGGUGCAGCAGUGGUUCUCCAAAGCCCGCUUCCAGAGAGGGCAGAUGGAUUCUCAAGGAGAAGGGAAACCGCUAAGGAUGAGAAGGUGGCAAGUGAAACCCAGCCCGGGAGCAAUUCUGACGGUUUCUGUGGUUAAUCCCCAGGCGGGCCAGACCAGCGGGCCUGGAUCCAAGCGCCCAUUCCUGCGAAGCCAGAGACCCCCAGCACGGGUCACCAAGCCCCAGCCCAAGGGGGUGCUGCUGAGAUUCAACUUCCGCGCCAUGGCCAACCAGACCAGCCUGACGCUGGAUGAGAGGUUCUCUGGUCUGAGGAAUAAGAGGCGCUUUACAGCGGCCAGGAGCGCCGGACGGACGGUCACCAUGCCGUAGGACUGCGUGCUCGUCACAGGGACUGCCUGUGACAGUCCAGGCUCCAUGACAAGGGCUCAAUAAAAGUUGCUAGAUUCCCUUUGAGAUAGCUGAUUUGGCAAUGUGCUGUCUCCUUCCUUACACACAGAGUGAAUGAGUGAUGGAGGGCAGGGGGCAGGGAUGAGGCAGGAUGAGAGUUUGGGCCAGAGCAUAGGGCAGGUGGGACAUGGGCAGGGUGGUGGAGGGGGAUGGGCGGAGAUGGAUUUGCUGGGAGAGCUCUGCUGGGAAGCUGUAGGGCUGGCACCAGCCCUGUCCCCCUGUGCUGACCAGGAUGAUGGCUGAUACGGGGAGGGUGUACUGGGAGGGUGUAAGGAGCCUUCCAUACAUUGUCUGGUGGGUGAGACAGGGUUAGAGGAUGCUGUGCCUGCCCACAUGGGAGACAGAGGGAAGUGGGGGUGCUCUAGCUACCCACAAUCCCCAGCGUCCAAUUAAUUGCCCAACUUGUGCUUGCAGGCAUCCCUGCCCAGAGGUUUGCAGUGUAAGACCCCUCCACUCUGAAAAUCUGUUGCUUUGCCCUGACAGUCAGGCCUGAGGACCUUGCAUUUCUCUGUGGAUUGCUGUGCUGUUCUGACUGCUGCUGCAGGGAUGGGGUGAGAUGUGCCAUGCCGUGCUGCUGGAGUUACUGUCCUCAGCACGGAGCACAGACAGGCUGCCCCAGCCCAGAUCACAUUUUCCAGUGCUGAGUAGUUCUGCAUUAGGGUUUUUGUAGUUGCAGCUCCACCCAUGCUCAAAGAGCAGCAUAAUCAAACCAGCAGUAGCACUCUGAUAAACAUUGGCUGAGAUGUUAAUGAGCUGGGUUUAGACAUUUGUUAAUGAAGCCCUGCAUCAACCCUGAGUAACUGCUCCAUUCUCCAUCCACUGCUGGAACCCAGCACUGAACAUGCUGGACACAGCCUGUUACUGGGCUCUAAGCUGUACUUACAACAGGAAAUAUUUGAUAGACUGCUUUACAUUUUACACCGAGCAUCUUUAACAAAAGACUGGACUUGAAAUUGUUUUUAUAGGAAUGUGUGAAAUGUUGUUAGUUGACGAAGCAGAGAUGUAUGAGUCCAGUGCACUGAAUAAAAAAACUUAACUUGUCAAA
Sturnus vulgaris (Common starling) is the source of this 2026-nucleotide messenger RNA. RefSeq names its product UAP56-interacting factor-like. Gene Ontology annotation, molecular function: mRNA binding. The record is from RefSeq and is a predicted model, not a curated record. Lineage: Eukaryota; Metazoa; Chordata; Aves; Passeriformes; Sturnidae. Gene Ontology annotation, cellular component: nuclear speck. Gene Ontology annotation, biological process: mRNA export from nucleus.